Molecule: messenger RNA, 2452 nt
Organism: Saprolegnia parasitica CBS 223.65
Lineage: Eukaryota; Oomycota; Saprolegniomycetes; Saprolegniales; Saprolegniaceae
Exons: 17
Coding region: 1-2364 (787 amino acids)
Biological process (GO): exocytosis; exocyst localization
Cellular component (GO): exocyst
Molecular function (GO): SNARE binding
Source: RefSeq, a predicted model, not a curated record
AUGAUCGCGCGGCUCGAGGCGCAGGCGCGAGACCCGGUCGAGGCCAUCCGCAUGCGGCUCAAGGACGCGAGCGAGCUCGUCAACACGCAGCAGCUCGCAGAGAUCAAGUACGACUACCUCCAGAAGGACGAGAGCACGAAAGGGCAGCUCGCGGGGUUCGUCCAAGCGCAGAUCGACGAGAUCGAGCGCGCGUCGCUGCUGCUCGACUGCGACGAGCCGCUCGAGGUCGUGACGUCGUCGCUCAAGGAGAUGGGCGCCAGCUGCCAGCGCAUGCGCAAGGAGCUCGGCGACGAAGGCGUCGCGUCCGAGGUCAGCAUCGCGCGGCGCAACCUCAAGGAGCUCCAGAGCCAGCUCCAGCUCUACGAAGAGCUGCCACGCAAGCUCGACGAGCUCCAGUACACGGUGCAGACGAACCUCGGCGAGCUCCUACCGGUGUUUUCCAAGUGGUAUGCAUGCGACGAGUGGCGCCAAAAGAUGCUUCACCAGCUGCAUGCGUCCCAGCACGACAACCAAGACGACAUGUUCUCUAGCAAGCACGUGCCCAAGGCGCUGGCGGCGAUCCAAUCGCGCAUCGAUGGCGUCGAAAAAUUGGGUCAAACGAUCUUGAAUGGCGCGUGGACCAUCGUCAUCAACUGCAUUGAAAUGGUCCAAUUCGACAAGAAGCGACUCGUGGAUGCGUUUCAGCUGUUGGACGUGCUCGAAAAACGCCGACGCAAGCGCGUCGACGCUGGCAAAGUCUACUUGACGAAUACACUUUCGGCCGUCCCCGAAGAAGCCAUGCCGUCGUUCUAUGCCCUCUGUCGCGACCAGCUCGAGACGUCGCUCAAGACCCGCGUGUUUGACAUGUUUGCUGCGAUCGCCAAGGACGACAAGCCCUUCAACGAGGCGUUCAACGGGAUGCUCCAAGCGGCCUCGAGCCUCGUGCUCGAUUUGGAGAGCGUCGACCGCGACGUCGCCGGUUGCUUUCCGCCGCAGCUUGAUGCUGUUCAGGUGUUUGCUGACGGCUACAACGCCGCGCUGGAAGAGCACUUGACCAAGAUUUGCUCGAAAACCGAUCUCGGCGUCGGCCAAAAGCUCCAGCUCAUUCAAUGGGUCGACUACUUCAACACGGAAGUCGGCAAGUACAAGCAAGCGACGCCGUCGCAGAUCCUCGACAACACGGCGAGUCUCAUGAUGAAGUUGUACCUCGAAGGCAUCCAUGACCAAGUGUCAACGUGGGUCACCAACAUUUACAACCGCGACGAGGAGACGAUCGUGGGUCCUGCCGGCGAACUGCACUCGACGCGGCCCAACGACAUUAUAAACAUUCUCAGCUCCCAAGUCUCGAUCGCUCAAGAGUGGCUCGGCGGGCACCUCUUGGCCAAAGUUGUCGGGACGUGUCUGUCGGCGCUCAUGCGGCAGCUCUCGGCGCGCAAGGACCAUUUCGCAGCGCAUCUCGCAACCACGGACAUUGAAGCGCUCUGCUCGUUCAUCAACGAUACGGAUGUCCUCCAGUCCAAGUGCUUGGAAUUGGUCGAUGGCAUCGCGUUUCCAGGAGCCGCCGACCACGAGGAAGAAAAGCAAAAGCUCCAAUUAGGUCUCGGUGACCUCUUGGACGCCACGUCGGCCGAUAUUGUUCAGCUGGCGGUCGGUGUGUGCAGCUUGGUCGUCUCCAAGAUCUUUGCCGACCUCGAAGCCGAAACCACCGCGCACUGGCUCGGGAAAAAGUGGGACGACGACGAGCCCGUGGUGGCCAACUUGCUGGCGACCAUUGAAGAUUAUGGCACGGACAUUCGUCAGUGGAUUAGCAGUUCGUUCUUCAAUGCCCGCGUUCUGCGUCUGGCGUUGGACCGGUGUGUGGACGAAUAUUCCAAGCGCUUCAUUGCGCGCACGGCGCCGUUCAACUGCGAUGUCGCGGCGGGUCGUGUGCACACCGAUACCACGGUACUCUCAUCGUUUGAAUCUGCGAACGUUUUUUCAAAAUACGAGAGCGAGAUGCGUCGAAGCGGCCUCCGAUCGAACGACGACUGGGCCAAAUGUCUCGAGAGCAUGACCCUGCUCUACGACAUUUUGACAAAAAAAGCGACCCUCGACGAUUUGCAAGCGCAGCUCAAAGAGUUGGAGCUCCAAGGGAUCUUGGACGAAACCAGUGCAAAGCGGGUCGAGCGCAUGAAGCAGCUCAUCGCUUGCGUCAAGCGCACGGUCGUGCCUGCCCAUGAAGCCAAGAAAAAAGCCGGCAAAAAGGCAGAGAAGCCCAAAAAGACUUUUUUCAAAAAAGACAAGGGUGUCGCGGCGCCCGUGGCAGCCCCCGCAGACGACGCCGCGGACGCUGCAAGCGACUUUCAGGUCAAAACCGCCAGCCUCGAAUCGUUCUUGGGUCAAUAGCCGCGUACUUAUGCACGGAAUGCAUCUGCAUCUGGAUGGCUUGACACGGUAUAAUGUCGAUCGAUAAAUGUGGAAAGUAUUGUCUCGU